UUUCAUUGGAAGGUGAUCUCAACGCGGAUGGGCUCGAGGUUCUCCUCAAAAUUCCAUCUCCUUUAAAAAAACUGGACUUUGAAAUUCAGUACGAUGCCGAAUUUCAAAAAGGAGACUACCACCCCGAAAACCUGUACAAACUUCUGCACAAACAUUCCCCCACGCUGGAAAAGAUUUCCAUUCAUUUCUCUACCGCCUUUGAUAAGAUAAGAAAAUGGAAAUUCCCCGAGGUAUUUUAGGCCAUGAAAGUCUUGCAGAUAAGGACGGGAAUGAAUAACAGGAUUUCAUUUGAGCGUCGCGACGGCGGGAAGUUUGAUUACCGCAAGAGUUUUCCGGUCUUGGAAAGCUUGCACGUGUGUUCGGAUUCCUGGGAUGGUUUUCCCAGUGUGGAGCAGUUUCUUCCAAAAGGUGGUUCUGGAGGGUCCGAGUCGGUGAAAAGAGUUGAGAUGAUUGUUUCCUACGAUGUGAAAAGAGCGGAUGACAUGGCAGCCAGGACGGAUUUGUAUGAUCGAUUGGUGAAAUUGUUUCCCAACGGGGCAGAUAAGAUCACAAUUACUCCAUUUGAUAAUGAGAAUUUUAGGUGGGUUGAAUGAAUCCUGAAGCGAG
This is a messenger RNA of Folsomia candida, 606 nucleotides long. RefSeq lists its product as uncharacterized. NCBI's taxonomy places the organism in Eukaryota, Metazoa, Arthropoda, Collembola, Entomobryomorpha, Isotomidae. The record is from RefSeq and is a predicted model, not a curated record. The transcript has 2 exons. The coding region runs from base 243 to 593 and encodes 116 amino acids.